Messenger RNA from Naegleria gruberi, 906 nucleotides. RefSeq lists its product as uncharacterized. Gene Ontology annotation, cellular component: U2-type post-spliceosomal complex; U5 snRNP; U4/U6 x U5 tri-snRNP complex. The transcript has a single exon. Lineage: Eukaryota; Heterolobosea; Eutetramitea; Acrasida; Naegleriidae. Bases 464 to 895 code for a protein of 143 amino acids. The record is from RefSeq and is a predicted model, not a curated record. Gene Ontology annotation, biological process: generation of catalytic spliceosome for second transesterification step; RNA splicing.
GUAAAUAAUGAUGAUGAACAACAACAAUCAACAACUGCAACCUCUUCUUCAUCGGAAGGUAUCAAUACAACCUCCGAAGAACCAUCUAAAAAAUUAAAACUCACGAAAUAAUAAUACUGACAAUGAUGAUGACAAUUCUUUGGAGACUAUUCCAAGAUUUGAAGUAUUUAGAUUGUUACGUUCCUAUGGUGAACCAAUAACGUUAUUUGGCGAAACUGAUGAAUUCCGAUUGAUACGUUUGAAAAACAUUCAAACUACUAGAGGUGAAUUUAUUGGGCAACAAAAUGACUUUGCCAAAGCAUUGAAGGAAAGAGAACAAGAAGUUGUGGAUGAAGUAGCAAUUGGAGAAGCAUCAUCUGAAGCCAACUCCUCAAAUAAGGACAUUGUAAAAUAUAUUGGAGUGAUACCAAAGAAACAAGAUGAGGAUUCGUAUGAUUUUAUUUUACGUGUACUGAGACGACUCAUGAAGGAAUGGAGAUAUAAAUUGGAUGAUUUGCCAGAACAUGUUAAAAAAUCAGCAAAAGGUAAACAUGACGCAACAAUUUACAAGCAAACAAAGAGUUAUAUCAAGCCACUUUUUAAAUUAUUGAAAAAGAGACAAUUGGCAGAUGAAAUUGUUCAAUCUUUGGAACCAAUUUGUUCCUUCAUGGCUGAGAAGGAAUAUGUAAAAGCAAAUGAUGUUUAUAUGGAGCUUGCUAUUGGUAAUCAACCUUGGCCAAUUGGUGUUACCAUGGUUGGUAUUCACGCUAGAACUGCGCGUGAAAGAAUUGGUUCAGAUAAGAUUAAGCACAUCCUCAACGAUGAAGAUCAACGAAGAUAUGUUCAAAGUGUUAAGAGAUUAAUGACCCUAGCUCAACAAUUGUAUCCAUCAGUUCCAAGUAAAAUGGUUGAAUAAGAUGUCUUUUC